AUGGCAACAAUGGAUAACCUCUUUUCUAACAAUCGCGAAGAACAAACGUCGUUUCAGAUGUCAACGCAGGAGCCACCCCAGGUAUUUCAUCAAGCGGAACGAUGGAACCAUCCUCGGUCCAACAUACUUAAAACAUUGGCCACUUACUGGAGCUUCCUGGUUAUGGGCAUGAACGACGCUGCAUAUGGCCCGUUGAUACCUUACCUUGAAUCUCACUACAAUUUAUCCUACACGGUGGUGUCACUUGUAUUCUUCUCACCACUUGGUGGAUAUACUCUGGCUGCUUGCCUAAACAAUAGAAUUCACGCCAAGCUUGGCCGUCGUGGCGUUGCAUGGUUGGCUCCUGGGUGCCAUAUCAUUGCGUAUAUAAUCAACUGUUUGCAUCCUCCAUAUCCGGUCUUGGUUGUGUCAUUCAUCUUUGCAGGCUUCGGCAAUGGGCUGGGCGAUGCCGCGUGGAAUGCGUGGCUUGGGAAUAUGGUCAAUGCAAACCAGCUCCUUGGACUACUACAUGGUUUCUAUGGUGCUGGCGGAGUAUUAAGUCCUUUGAUAGCCACUUCCUUGAUUACUAAAGCCCAUCGGGAAUGGUAUUACUUCUAUUAUAUCAUGAUUGGCUGCGCGGCGCUCGAACUUGCUUUCCUUCUCACCGUUUUCUGGGAUUCCCCCGGUACCCCUAUCGGGGACGCUCGCGCCGGUGAAAGCAACGGUGGCCUCCGUCAAGUUCUCUUUAAGAAAACGUAUGCCCGGGUAACUUGGCUGUGUGCCUUUUUCCUUCUCGGUUAUGUAGGAAUUGAAGUUGCACUCGGUGGAUGGAUCGUAACAUUUAUGAUGCAAAUCCGCAACGGAGAAGCAUUUGCCAGCGGUAUGACGGCUACUGGAUUUUGGCUAGGGCUGACCGUAGGCCGGGUGGUACUGGGCUUCGUGACGCCGCGAAUAGGGGAGAAGGUCUCUAUCGUAGUAUACUCUUUACUGGCUAUUGGGUUGGGCCUCAUUCUCUGGCUUGUGCCUAAUUUUUAUGCUUCGGCGGUGGCAGUCUCCCUCCAAGGCUUUUUUCUUGGCCCCUUUUUCCCUGCUGUCGUGGUCGUAGCUACCAAGCUUCUCCCUAAGUCGCAGCAUGUCAGCGCCAUUGGGUUUGCGGCUGCUUUUGGAGGAGGAGGUGCAGCUGUCCUACCUUUCGUAGUCGGUGCCAUUGCACAGGCACGAGGAGUCGAGGUUCUCCAACCUUUCAUCAUUGGCUUGUCCGGUGGGAUCCUCUUGCUGUGGUUGGGACUGCCGCGGAUGCCAAAGAAGGGAGAAGAAAGCCGCCCCAGUGUUUGA
Molecule: messenger RNA, 1314 nt
Organism: Aspergillus bombycis
Lineage: Eukaryota; Fungi; Ascomycota; Eurotiomycetes; Eurotiales; Aspergillaceae
Product: MFS transporter
Exons: 5
Coding region: 1-1314 (437 amino acids)
Biological process (GO): transmembrane transport
Cellular component (GO): membrane
Molecular function (GO): transmembrane transporter activity
Source: RefSeq, a predicted model, not a curated record